This is a messenger RNA of Rhipicephalus microplus (southern cattle tick), 1540 nucleotides long. RefSeq names its product prolyl 4-hydroxylase subunit alpha-2. Lineage: Eukaryota; Metazoa; Arthropoda; Arachnida; Ixodida; Ixodidae. The record is from RefSeq and is a predicted model, not a curated record. Gene Ontology annotation, molecular function: iron ion binding; L-ascorbic acid binding; procollagen-proline 4-dioxygenase activity. Gene Ontology annotation, biological process: peptidyl-proline hydroxylation to 4-hydroxy-L-proline. Gene Ontology annotation, cellular component: endoplasmic reticulum.
AUGCACUGGUCACGCUACGUUUACUCUCUCAGCUGCCUUUUGAUCGAAGUUGGCGGCGUCAACGAGCUGCACACUUCAACGAUCCACCUCCAGGAGGGCCUGGUGACGGAAAGCCUCGCUUUCGAAGAUCUUUCUCGCUUCCUGCUGUCUGAGCAGCUACGCAUCAGAACGAGCAUUGACGAGUUCCAAACUGCGACCUCUGUGCCACCGCGGCACGACGAUCCACUGACGAAGUUUGUUUUCGCCAGCCGCCUAGGCAACUACUGCGAAACGCUCACCAGGGCCGUCAUCGGGUGGCAAUACGAAGACAUCCUUCGCAGCCUCCCCGAUUCCGAAACCUUGUGGGCUUGGUGGCCAAUGUCAAGUGACUUGAAGGGAGCAGCUGAAGGUGUGUGUAAGCUGCAGCAGGUCUACGACGUUCCCGUUCGACAAAUGGUCUCGAUGCGCUCCAACCUGCUGCCGUUGCCAUCUCCCAAUGACCUUAAGGAUGUGGCCCGAGGUUGUUUCACAAAGGGACGCUUCGGAAACAGCACCAUCUGGUCCAAAGCCGCCCUACGAAAAAUGAGACGGCAUGUGGCGGCUAGGCACGGACGCCGGUUUCGCAUGGGAAUUGCGUCCCUGCUCGCGAACAAAGCAGGUGAGACUGCGUAUCCACUGCCGCCCGGAAGUGAUAUGCAGCAUUACAAGUCAAUCUGCGUUCGCUCCGGUGACGUUUGGCCUCUGCACGGUGACCUGGUCUGCCAGUACUCCGUCGGUGGCGGCCAUCCGCAUCUCUUGCUGCAGCCGCUCAAGGUGGAGUUCCUCUCGUACGAUCCUCGAAUCGUCGUUUUACACGACUUCGUGAGUGCCUGGGAGAGCCAAGUCAUCCGCAAUAUGGGCGCCAAGAACCUCGUUCGCGGCACCGUCUACACCGAAGAAAACCCUUCCGGCGUUUCCAGCCCGCUUCGAAUCAGCAAGGUCUCCUGGCUCAGUGAGGACCAGCACCCGCUUUUGGCCAAUCUUGCCAGGCGCAUUGCUGCUACCACGGGACUCUCGCUGGAGUCAGCAGAGCUGUACCAAGUGGCAAACUACGGCCUUGGUGGCCACUACACACCUCACCCUGACGCGAAAGAUUUUGGCGACCUCGCGGACGAAGCAAUAGCCGAGCGUCCUGACGGCAACCGGCUGGCCACUAUGCUUCUCUUCCUGUCGGACGUAUCGAUAGGCGGCGCAACGGCGUUCGUGGAUCCCCCAAUGGCAGUGAAGCCCCGGAUUGGCAAAGCACUGUUCUGGUUCAACCUGAGGCCCUACGAAGGCGAUGACAGGCCGCGGCACUUCGACUUCUGGCACGAAAAGAAGAUUCUUGACACACGCACAUGGCACACUGGGUGCCCGGUGCUGCGCGGGUCUAAGUGGAUUGCGACCAAGUGGAUUCACGAAAGGGGCAACAUCCACGUCGACUAUGAUGUGCCCGUCUAAUAGGCGACUGAUUGCAACUGCCGAGCGUGCGCGCAAGAACACGGGUGUUGUUUAUGAGUCUUACAUAAACUUCUCUUACGCA